AUGCCGUGUAUCGGUGUGCAAUUGCAAAUUGAUGACCACCAUGUGAUGAUUGAUAACGGGAUACUGCAAGUUACAUUAUCGAAACCUGAGGGCAUUGUGACCGGUAUACGUUAUAAUGGGCUUGAUAAUGUGCUCGAGGGUCUUAACAAUGAAAGUGACCGAGGAAAAUGCAGGUAUUGGGAUGUCGUUUGGAGUGCUUUAGAUGGCUCGGGAAGAACAGGAGUAUUUGAAGUGAUCAAAGCCACAAGUUUCAAGGUGAUUGUGGAAAGUGAGGAAGUAGUUGAGGUUUCCUUUUCAAGGCAAUGGGAUCCUUCCCUUAAAGGAAAGUUUGUUCCUUUAAACAUAGACAAGAGGUUCAUUUUGCUUCGUGGUUGCUCUGGUUUCUAUACUUACGCCAUUUACGAACAUUUGGGUUCACAAGAAUGGCAACCCUUCAGUCUUGGUGAAACACGAGUUGCAUUCAAGCUCAGAAAAGACAAGUUUCACUACAUGGCGGUGGCAGACGAUAGGAGAAGAUACAUGCCAUUGCCGGAUGACCGGUCGCCAGGAAGAGGACAACCCCUCGCGUAUCCAGAAGCCGUGGUACUCGUCAAUCCAGUCGAACCCGACUUCAAAGGAGAGGUGGAUGACAAGUACCAGUAUACCUGCGAGAAUCGAAACCUAAUGGUUCAUGGCUGGAUAUCAAAUGACCCUCCCUUAGGGUUUUGGCAGAUCACUCCUAGUGACGAAUUUCGAACCGGUGGACCCUUGAAACAAAACCUUUGUUCGCAUGUCGGCCCUACUUGUCUAGCCGUUUUUGUUGGUGCUCACUAUGCCGGAGAUGAUCUAGUCCCAAAAUUUGGUGAGGGGGAGCCAUGGAAGAAGGUGUUUGGACCAGUUUUUAUCUAUCUCAACUCACUCAUGGAUGGAUCAGACCCUCUUACGCUUUGGGAAGAUGCAAAAAGACAGAUGACGGUUGAGGUGAAGAGUUGGCCUUAUAGUUUUCCGGCAUCUGAAGAUUUUCCCAAAUCAAAUGAACGAGGCAAUGUUUAUGGGAAACUACUCGUUCGCGAUAGAUUCGUUAAUGACAACGACAUGCCAAUAAAUGGUGCGUAUAUCGGGUUAGCUCCACCGGGCGAAAUCGGAUCGUGGCAAAAAGAAUGCAAGGAUUACCAAUUUUGGACGGAAACAUAUGAGAACGGAGAUUUUUGCAUUAACAAUAUAAGAACGGGCGUCUACAACCUAUACGCUUGGGUCCCCGGAUUUCUUGGUGACUACCGAAAUGAUGUUACUAUAACCAUCACCCCAGGUUGUCAAAUUAACGUAGGUACUCUCGUCUACGAGCCUCCAAGAAGUGGUCCUACAUUGUGGGACAUCGGGAUCCCAGAUCGAUCCGCUGCAGAAUUCCAUGUUCCGGAUCCUAACCCGCAAUACGUGAACAAGCUUUUUCUCGAUCAACCUCAUAACAAUUUUAGGCAAUAUGGAUUGUGGGAAAGAUACGGGGAGUUGUACCCUGAAGGAGACUUGGUGUUCACGAUUGGAGAUAGUGAUUAUAGUAAAGAUUGGUUUUAUGCUCAAAUUCCAAGGAGAAAAGCAGAUAACUCAUAUGAAGGAACAACGUGGCAGAUCAAGUUUAAGCUAGAGGACGUCCAACAAACUGCUAUUUAUAAGCUACGAAUAGCGUUGGCCGGUGCAUCUUUAGCCGAACUACAGGUUCGGGUAAAUGAUAGAAAUAAACCUCGUCCUUUGUUUACAACGGGACUGAUAGGACGAGAUAAUGCAGUUGCAAGGCAUGGGAUUCACGGGCUAUAUUGGUUGUAUAGUGUGGAUGUUUCGGGUUCUUUACUCUUAGAAGGAGAGAACACAUUUUAUUUCACACAACCGCGGGCCCAAAGUCCUUUUCAAUCCAUCAUGUAUGAUUAUAUUCGACUAGAAGGUCCAAGCUCGAAUUCGAAAAGUAUAGUUUGAAGUGUUUAUGA
Messenger RNA from Cynara cardunculus var. scolymus (artichoke), 1958 nucleotides. RefSeq names its product probable rhamnogalacturonate lyase B. The coding region runs from base 1 to 1947 and encodes 648 amino acids. The transcript has 15 exons. Gene Ontology annotation, biological process: carbohydrate metabolic process. The record is from RefSeq and is a predicted model, not a curated record. Lineage: Eukaryota; Viridiplantae; Streptophyta; Magnoliopsida; Asterales; Asteraceae. Gene Ontology annotation, molecular function: carbohydrate binding; catalytic activity.